AUGCCUUCCCGACUAAUGAAUGUGUCCAGCAGAGAAACCACCAGCUCCAUCAGCCACUUCAUCCUCAUGGGCUUUCCCUCAAGCCCAGAAAUUCAGUUCCUCUACUUUGGGCUCUUCUCAGAAGCCUAUAUCUUGACCCUGUUGGGGAAUGCAGCCAUCAUCUGUGCUGUGUGUUGGGACUGGCGUCUUCACACUCCCAUGUACAUCUUCUUGGGGAAUUUCUCUCUCUUGGAAAUAUGUUAUGUUACUACAACCAUCCCUAACAUGUUGGCUAACUUCCUGUCCACUAGCAAGUCCAUCUCCUUUGUGAGUUGUUUUACACAGUUCUACUUCUUCUUCUGUUUUGGGUAUGAUGAAGGCUUCUUCCUUUGCAUCAUGGCCUUUGACAGGUACCUUGCCAUCUGCCGUCCUCUACAUUACCCACACAUUAUGUCUAAGCAGCUAUACACUGGUCUUGUCAUCUUCGGAUGGUCAUGUGGGUUCAUCCUCUUCCUAACCCCAGUUGUUCUCAUUUCACAGCUGCCCUAUUGUGGUCCAAAUAUCAUCAAUCAUUUUGUGUGUGAUCCUGUCCCAUUGAUGAUGCUGUCCUGUUCUGCAGACAUCAUCACUCAGCUCACUUACUCUACUUUCAAUGCUGUUUUCAUGAUUGGAACCCUUCUCUUUAUCCUUUGCUCCUAUGCUCUGGUGAUUCUGGCUGUACUCCGGAUGCCCUCAGAGGCUGGCAAACGCAAGGCUUUCUCAACUUGUGCUUCUCAUCUGGCAGUUGUCACCUUGUUUUAUGGCUCCAUUUUGGUGAUGUAUGUUAGUCCUGGAUCAGGACAUCCAGUGAAAACUCAGAAAUUCAUUACCUUGUUUUAUUCUGUGAUAACACCUCUAUGCAAUCCUCUAAUAUAUAGCCUCAGGAACAAGGAAAUGAAGGCUGCUCUGAGGAAAAUGUUCAGGACUGAACAAGGUGUCCAUAAAAUAUAA
This is a messenger RNA of Equus quagga, 969 nucleotides long. RefSeq names its product olfactory receptor 11G2-like. Gene Ontology annotation, cellular component: membrane. The record is from RefSeq and is a predicted model, not a curated record. Gene Ontology annotation, biological process: G protein-coupled receptor signaling pathway. The transcript has a single exon. Bases 1 to 969 code for a protein of 322 amino acids. Gene Ontology annotation, molecular function: G protein-coupled receptor activity; olfactory receptor activity. NCBI's taxonomy places the organism in Eukaryota, Metazoa, Chordata, Mammalia, Perissodactyla, Equidae.